AUGUCAAAUUAUGAAAAUAUUUGUUGCAAUCCAACACUUUAUGGCAAUCCCUGGAAAGGUGUGUCCGGUUUGCCCUCAUUAGGAGGCGGAAGAAUUGGGGGCUCAUUAGGACUGAUGGGCACUGCGCUCAUCGACGGCUCACGCGGUGGUGGGGCUGACACAGGAGGCGGUGGCGGCACAGGUUUGGGCGCAGUGUCCGAAGUGGUUACUGUUGUCGGAGGUGUUGUUGCGGUCAUAUUGGGGUCGAUAGUGGUUGAGAUGAUGUUGGGAUCAGCUGUGGUGGUAGUUGUGACGGAAGAGACAGUAGUAGAGAGGACAGACACUGAUAUAACACCAAUAUGGUUGGACGACAUGUAUCUAUUGAAUGCUCUGCCACUGCCCAUCAACUCCAGUCCUUUCUAUCUGUUCCCUCGACAACAGUUUAAGACAUCAACGGAUCAGUUAAGGCUCGCAUCAGAGAUCAUUCAAUUCACUUAUGAGUUUCGGAACAGAAUCGAAAAUCAAAGCCUAUCACAAGAUUAUGGUUCGGGUCAGGGAAAGGGACAGCCGUUAUGUAUGCAAACGUAUAAAAACUUCUUCAAUGCCUAUAGAAUUGCUGGCGAAGAGAAAGACGAGAUUUUAUUGAUUAAUGAGAACCGAGAAGAAGAUAACGAACACAUUGUGAUUGCCUCCAGAAAUCAGUUUUUUGUGCUUCAAUUCAAACGAAAUGAAUUUCCAUCCGUAGAUGAAUUGCUCGAUAAAUUGAAAUACAUUUGGUAUUUGUCUAAAGAAUAUGAAUCGUGCGCUCCUUUUGUCGGAAUACUUACCACAGAUAAUAGGAAAAUAUGGGCCAACACUAGGAAACGGAUGCUUUUGAGCGAUGUUAACAAACAGUCGUUGAAAUAUAUCGAAAACUGUUUGUUUGUCAUUUGUCUCGACGAUUGUGUUUCCACUAAAACCACAAGAAAUCAAAGACGAGACUCAAUACAAAUGGCACGAAUGGAUCCGACAUAUAUGGCCUCUACUCUACUACACGGCGGCGGCUCUCAGUUUUACACACCCAACCGAUGGUUCGACAAAACACUUCAGAUUAUCAUAGGAAAAGACGGCAUAUUUGGUGUGAUUAGUGAGCAUACAGUCUCCGAAGGGAUGACUAUUUUGCGCUUUUGCCAGGAAUUAAUCGAUUAUCUCGAAGAACAUCCCUUUCAUAGCAAUCAUCACAGGAAAGACUCGACAAAAGGCUUUCAUAAUAGGAAUUCAAAUGUAAAUCUACACAACGGUGUGUUCCCAUUGCACUGGGAUAUCGACGAUAACAUCAGCUUUCAAUUGAUUGAAUCAACAAAACGAAUCGAUAAACUGAUAGCAGAUGUGGAUCUCUAUGUCCUUCAAUUCAAUGAAUUUGGCAAAGAGUUUGUGAAACAGCAGAAACUAAGUCCCGACGCUUUCGUUCAAUUGGCCCUUCAAUUGACUUACUAUAAAGUGCACCGAAAAUUAGUGUCCACUUAUGAAAGCGCUUCUCUCCGACCCUUUAAACUGGGAAGAGUUGAUAACAUCCGUGCGGCCACUCUCGAGGCCUUGGCCUGGGCUAAGGCCAUGUGCGAUGAGAUACCAGAGAUUACUGAAAGACAUAAGACCGAAAUGUUUCUAAAAGCUAUGGCAAAGCAAAUGGAAAUUUUGAAAUAUACAAUCUGCGGCCACGGGAUAGACAAUCACUUACUCGGACUUAACGUGAUGUCCAAAAUCAACGACAAAGAGAUUCCGUCACUUUUUAAAGAAAAAUCAUACAAAGAAUUCUUGAAUUUCCGUUUGUCGACGAGUCAAUUGGCGACCGAAAAGGGCAUUCUUGUCGGCUAUGGACCCGUUGUUGCCGACGGUUACGGCUGUUCUUACAAUAUAUGUCAAAAUGUGAUCACAUUCUGCAUCAGCUCUUUCUUCAGUUCGUGCGAAACGAGUUCCGAUUUCUUUGCCCUCAGUUUAGAGGGAAGUCUACUUCAGAUGCGAGAGCUUUGUAUUAAAAUCAAUUCAUAUCAAACUUGAUCUUCAGAUAACUGUGUCUUUCAUACAAUGAGUGAUUAGAAACGUUGUCAACGAGUGUAUCGAU
Messenger RNA from Medioppia subpectinata, 2080 nucleotides. The record is from the annotation of a GenBank genome assembly. Lineage: Eukaryota; Metazoa; Arthropoda; Arachnida; Sarcoptiformes; Oppiidae.